This is a messenger RNA of Aspergillus clavatus NRRL 1, 1848 nucleotides long. Its product is annotated as GMC family oxidoreductase. Gene Ontology annotation, biological process: secondary metabolite biosynthetic process. Lineage: Eukaryota; Fungi; Ascomycota; Eurotiomycetes; Eurotiales; Aspergillaceae. Bases 1 to 1848 code for a protein of 615 amino acids. Gene Ontology annotation, molecular function: oxidoreductase activity, acting on CH-OH group of donors; flavin adenine dinucleotide binding. The transcript has 6 exons. The record is from RefSeq and is a predicted model, not a curated record.
AUGAUGUUCUGGUCUCUUCCAGUCGCACUGCUUCCUGCCCUGGCGAGCGCCUUCCACCACGGGAAGCCCCAAAACAACACCUUCGACUACGUGGUUGUCGGAGGAGGCACUGCUGGCAUUCCUAUAGGAACGAGACUGGCCGAGGCAGGCUACACAGUCGCCAUCGUCGAGGCUGGCGGUUGGUAUGAGGACUCGGAACCCAUUAUCUCGUCUACUCCAGCCUUCGGCUUCGCGAACAAUGCCGCAAAUGACUGGGGCUUCGUGGUCGAGCCCCAGCCGGGAAUGGGGGGACGAGCCUUUGGCUAUCCCCGAGGGAAGUGCAUGGGAGGCUCCAGUGCACGCAACCUGCUUAUUGCUAAGAAAGACAUCAGAGCUCCGGUCGGCUCGUUCCAGAUGUGGGCCGACAAGGUCAACGAUCAGAGCUACUCAUGGUCUAAAUUUGAGAGAUGUUUCAAGAAGGGCACCAGCUUCACAGCACCAGAUCCCGAUCGCCGGGCUCUCAAUGCGACCCCUGGAUAUCAGUCAGACGCAUUCUCGUCUGGCAGUGGUCCGCUGUCGGUUACGUACGCCAACUGGGCGUCGCCAAUCUCCAGUUGGAUUCAACGAGCCAUGGAAGCCGUCGGCAUUGACGAUGCCGGUGACUUCAACAGCGGGGAGAUCAUCGGUUCCCAGUACUUCGCCCUCACGACCAUCCCAGGGACGCAGGAGCGCGCGUCCGCCGAGAACACAUAUCUGAAGAAAUUCCAGGACCUGCCCAACCUGACUGUCUACACAGAAACCUUGGCGAAGCGGAUCCUCUUUGACGACAGCAAGACUGCCACGGGAGUGGUGGUAGAGAUAGCGGGUGUUGAGCACACGCUUGCCGUCGAUAAAGAGGUCAUUCUAUCCGCCGGAGUCUUCCAGUCCCCUCAACUGCUCAUGGUAUCCGGCGUCGGACCAGCGGAUAGUCUCAACUCUUUCAGUAUUCCCAUUGUCCAUGACAGUCCAUAUGUGGGACAGAACCUGGUCGACCACGUCUGGUUUGGCGCGGCAUAUCGCGUCGGCGUCCCCACGUGGACCGAAUGGGUCAACGAUGGGUUGAAGAUGCUUCAGCUCUAUGUCGAUGAGUAUCGCCAGAGGCAGCAGGGCCCUUUGACUGCGAAUGCAGGUGACUUCGGGGCCUUUGAAAAGGUCCCUAACCAUCUCCGUGCCGCGUUCACUCCGGAAGCACUCCAGGACCUGGCCCAGUUCCCGGACGACUGGCCCGAAGUUGAAUACAUCGUCUCUCCCAUGUAUCUAGGCAACUUCAACGACCCUAUGGGCUGCCAGCCAAAAGACGGCCAUCAGUACGCGUCGGUCAAUGCUGCUCUCGUCGCUCCCGUUUCACUGGGCAAUGUCACCAUCCAGUCCGCCGACACCAACGACGCCCCCAUCAUCAACACUAACACACUGGGAUCUCGCACCGACCAGCAGGUUGCCAUCGCCGCCUUCAAGCGUCUCCGAGAGAUCUUCGAAGCCUCAGAGCUGGCACCGGUCCGCCUCGGCGAUGAGUACUACCCUGGGAAGCAGUCAGUUCGCACCGACGCGGAGAUCUUGCGGUUCAUCCAGCAGGAUGGGUUGGCGUUCUACCAUGCCGGGUCGUCGUGCGCUAUGGGCGAUCCCACUGCGGCGAACAGUACCGCUGUUGUAGAUAGCAAGGCGCGGGUGAUUGGCGUCAAUGGUGUCAGGGUUGUGGAUGCCGCAGCCCUGCCGUUCCUGCCCCCCAGCCAUAUCCAGAGCGCGAUCUGUGUCUCAGAUGCCCUGUCCGAAAAGAUUGCCGAGGAAAUCAUCAACGAAGGAUCGGAUGGGCCAACACGGUUCGAGUUGUGA